Molecule: messenger RNA, 1564 nt
Organism: Oncorhynchus kisutch (coho salmon)
Lineage: Eukaryota; Metazoa; Chordata; Actinopteri; Salmoniformes; Salmonidae
Product: reprimo-like protein
Exons: 1
Coding region: 421-750 (109 amino acids)
Source: RefSeq, a predicted model, not a curated record
GCCACGAAAGCACACACACGCGGGCACAGGUGCGCAUGCAGGGCAGUCUUACUUACAGACUUAAACCUCCUUCGAGAUGUUCAAUGGGACCCGCUUAAUUAAGAGGUUCGAGCUACGUAGAAGUUGUGUUCAGUUUAAUACUUUGACUUGCAAGUAUGAUGGUGAAUACCGCAUCUGGUUAGGGUUGUGAUAGUUUCUCUCCGCUGAUACGCACCGACAUAUCAGCUUUUGGUAGUGCUGUUAUUACCGAAUUUAAAAGAAGAUUAUAUAUUUCUCAUUUGAUUUUUACUUUGAUUUAUUUUCACAGUCACAUGACGCAAAGUGCAACUGCGAGACAGGGUUUUGCCGUGAGUGUGUGUCUGUGGAACCGCGUGCGCCCAUAGCUGCCAUUAGCGCUGUCAGACUGACAUCCACGGAGUCAUGAACGGCUCCUUCUUCGACCAAGCCCAGGGCGCACUAUUCAACAGGAGCCAAGUCCUCGCCGGUACUCUGGUGAACUGCUGCAACCGGACGGACGUGGCAACCAGUGACGGCGGCUCGCUGGCGCUACCUCCGGACGAGCGGAAACUCUUUAUCAGUCGCGUCGUACAGAUCGCGGUCCUGUGCGUACUGUCGCUCACCGUCAUUUUCGGCAUCUUUUUCCUCGGCUGCAACCUCAUGAUCAAAUCGGAGAGUAUGAUUAACUUUAUGGUGAAGGACCGGAGACCUUCCAAAGACAUAGAGGCCCCGGUGAUGAUAGGACUCAGCUAGUCUAUGGCGCCGGGAUGGAGAAUGGUGUGUAGCCGCGCGCCACGGACCUAUAGCCUCAACACGCUGUAUUUGGGGCGGCACGAUGAUAUGCAAUGCGUUUGAUUUCCUUGCAAAAUAUGUUUGCCAAUAUAGACUGCAAUUGCAGUCAAGCGCGGCCAAUUCCUCACAUCAAACGUUUAAGGAGAACCAGGAAUGCAUCGUUGUUUACGCAUAGGCUGUUGGAUAUUGUUUUGUUUUUGACUGUCAACUUGAAAAAAGUAAUGGACUCUUGUGAUAAAAAUGUUUACACGUUGUUACCUCAAAUUAUAUUCGCAAAAGUCGAUAUUGCCAUGAUUGUUUAACAACUUUACGCAUGCAUAUUGUAUGUUCCCCCCCCCCCCCCCCCAUUUCAGUUCUGACAGUAGGCUAUACAUUUUGGACGUGGGAAUUCUCUGAAAAAAUAUAUUUUUCUUGGUCCCGUUUCUUAUUAGCAUGUCUGGCAAAUACUCAAGGUGCUGGGAUCUUGCAUGUUUAACAAAUCCUAUCACUGCUUUAACGACUGUUCUCGUGUCCAGUUCAGCAUGCACGCGGCUUGGUCUGUAGCCUACAGUACAAAGUGGUAUUUGGACCUACUGUUUUUGUACUUUUUGAAUGCACCUGAUGCUGCAUGAUUUUUGUACCAAGAUGAAACUUGAAUGAAAAGUGCCGCAUGCUACGAAUAAACGUCACGUUCUCGUAUCUCUUCAUUGAUAUCUGUUGUACAUGUCACAGGCUACAUGUUGCAGUAGAUUAGAUGUAUUCAUGUAGGGCAUAGGCCUAUCGCACAAAGCAGCAU